AUGGGACAAAUAAAGACCAAAUUCAGGCUGUUCAAGGACUCCUUCCGGAAAGCAACGGACACCCCCAGAGAUAUCACCCCCCUCUUCAGUGACAGUGUGCAGCUGGCUUCAGCCACUACCCAGGAGUACCUCCUGUUCCAGGAUCCUGAGAGGAAGUUCAGGCCGACAUGUAGCGCCCUCACUGAGAUCUUCCUGAUGACCUACAUUAGCCAAAGUGUGCAGCUGAAAAUGCCCGACAUGUUCAUUUGCACCGCCAUGACCAGGGAGCAGAGGGUUCUCCUGGGGGCCGACUGGGUGUGGGCGGUGGUGGAGGGCCACACCAGGCACCCGCGAGUCCAAGUGGCUGUUCAGGUGCUCCACCUGCCCGGGCGGGAGAGUGAGGACGCCGACGGCAUCGUGGAGGCCUUGGGGCUAGCCUGCGCCAAGCUGGCGAGCAAGACCAGGCUCGAGAAGAUGAUAGACUUCUGCUCUUCCGUCGGAAAGGACUGCUACGCCCUCUUCCUUUUCUUCGGCCGUAGCGGCGACCCGGGAAACAUCAGCGGGGUGCUCAGCAACAGUUUCCGAGCCUUGUGCACCAGGGGCUCCAAAAUGAACCGGGCCUUCAUCGAGAGUUUCUUCAAGGGGUCGCGUUACGUCUCCACGCCAGCCGCUAUGAUGCACACCAUCAGCCAAAGCCGGCAGGAAGGUCCGCUGACCAUGCUCAUUCAGUUCAUCUGA
Molecule: messenger RNA, 717 nt
Organism: Conger conger (European conger)
Lineage: Eukaryota; Metazoa; Chordata; Actinopteri; Anguilliformes; Congridae
Product: rab15 effector protein-like
Exons: 1
Coding region: 1-717 (238 amino acids)
Biological process (GO): receptor recycling
Source: RefSeq, a predicted model, not a curated record